This is a messenger RNA of Aspergillus mulundensis, 1080 nucleotides long. RefSeq names its product low-affinity Zn(2+) transporter ZRT2 (gene zrfB). The transcript has a single exon. NCBI's taxonomy places the organism in Eukaryota, Fungi, Ascomycota, Eurotiomycetes, Eurotiales, Aspergillaceae. Gene Ontology annotation, molecular function: low-affinity zinc ion transmembrane transporter activity. Gene Ontology annotation, cellular component: plasma membrane. Bases 1 to 1080 code for a protein of 359 amino acids. Gene Ontology annotation, biological process: zinc ion import across plasma membrane. The record is from RefSeq and is a predicted model, not a curated record.
AUGAAUCCUAUCCAUGCUCUUCUUCGCCGAGCCGAAGAUGGUUCUCUGCCCACCUGUGAAACGGGCAACGAGUAUGAUGGGCGCAUGGGCGUUCGCAUCUCCUCUAUCUUCGUGAUCAUGGUCGGCUCCGCCUUUGGCGCCUUGUUCCCUGUCUUUGCGAGCAGGUUCCAGAAUUCCAGGGUCCCUGGCUGGGCUUUCUUUAUCGCCAAGUACUUUGGUUCUGGAGUCAUCAUCGCUACAGCCUUCAUUCACCUCCUGGGUCCUGCUGAGGAAGCUCUUCGAAAUGAGUGUCUCAGUGGCCCCAUCACUGAUUAUUCAUGGGCGGAAGGAAUCAUCCUUAUGACCAUUGUGGUUCUCUUCUUUGUCGAGAUGAUGGUUAUCCGAUUUUCGCGUUUCGGUUCAGGUCACAGUCACGACGACGAUUCUCACAGCGACCACUCCCAUGGUCAUAGUCACCAUGGUGAGCUCAAGGGCACUGAGCUUGCAUCGAACGAUGUGAACCAUCACAUGCCUGGCGAGGACCACCUUGGUCAUACUCGAGAGCAUCGCGACCUCGAGCUUGCUGACAAGGGUGUCGACCUUGAAGAAUACAUGGCUCAGCUGACAUCCGUCUUCAUUCUGGAAUUCGGUAUCAUCUUUCAUUCUGUUUUCAUUGGCUUGACCUUGGCAGUAUCGGGGUCUGAGUUCACAACUCUUUACAUCGUCUUGGUCUUCCACCAAACCUUUGAAGGUCUGGGUUUGGGUUCCCGGCUGGCCACGAUCCCAUGGCCGCGCUCUAAAAGAUGGACCCCUUACUUCCUAGGUUUGGGAUUCGCAAUUUCCACCCCCAUCGCCAUUGCCAUCGGUCUGGGCGUCCGCCAGUCGUAUCCUCCUGAAGGCUACACCACUCUUAUUGUCAACGGAGUGUUUGAUUCAAUCUCAGCCGGUAUCCUGAUCUACACUGCUCUUGUUGAGCUGAUGGCCCACGAAUUCAUGUUCAGCACGUCGAUGCGCAAGGCGCCGCUCAGGGAGGUGCUUGCCGCAUUCGCACUCUUGUGUUUGGGCGCUCUCUUAAUGGCGCUCCUCGGAAAAUGGGCUUGA